AUGAAAACCAAUCUCACAGUGGCCGACCUCUUUGCCACCUCGCGCAUACCACAGGCUGCACAACAUGGCCGUCGAGCAAGUCCGUGGGGCUCACUGUCGCCGGACACACAACAAGGAGAGACCUCCCAAGUACUUACUCAGUUAAUGGAGGUACAGAAAUAUCUAGAUGGUGAAAUAGCCCACAGUUCACGAGAGGUAAAGGCUAUGAUCCAGGCCCUGGGGGCACGCACAUCAGACCUGGAGGCAAGGGUUGAGACCGUGGUACAGGAUCACAACAUGGUGACCACACACUCACAAGCUAUGGAGAAACAGCUAGGAGACCUGGAGAUGUUA
Pelobates cultripes (western spadefoot toad) is the source of this 333-nucleotide messenger RNA. The record is from the annotation of a GenBank genome assembly. NCBI's taxonomy places the organism in Eukaryota, Metazoa, Chordata, Amphibia, Anura, Pelobatidae.